This is a messenger RNA of Diaporthe amygdali, 2220 nucleotides long. RefSeq names its product carbamoyl-phosphate synthase arginine-specific large chain. Gene Ontology annotation, cellular component: cytoplasm; cytosol. The transcript has 3 exons. Gene Ontology annotation, biological process: UTP biosynthetic process; L-citrulline biosynthetic process; 'de novo' pyrimidine nucleobase biosynthetic process. The record is from RefSeq and is a predicted model, not a curated record. Gene Ontology annotation, molecular function: aspartate carbamoyltransferase activity; dihydroorotase activity; ATP binding. NCBI's taxonomy places the organism in Eukaryota, Fungi, Ascomycota, Sordariomycetes, Diaporthales, Diaporthaceae. Bases 1 to 2220 code for a protein of 739 amino acids.
AUGGCGCCUUCAGCGGUGGCAGCUCGAACACCUGCCCUCCUCCGACACGGUCGUCGAGGGAUCCCAAUUACUGCCACACAGUCCAUCAGGGCUUUCACAGCUGCAACGCCCAGCACCUCUGCCAGGUUACAGGCCCAAGCCCAACAGCUUGUUCAGAAGCGUAACUUCUUGACCAGCGCCCGUUGUCUGGCAGCGGUGUCCAGCCAGUCUGCGCCAAACCCGCAGGCGUACCUUGAGAGCGGUGUGGUCAAGCCCAAGGAGACUGUCGAUGUAAAGAAGGUCCUGGUCAUUGGAUCCGGUGGUCUUGCCAUUGGACAAGCUGGAGAGUUCGACUAUUCAGGAUCUCAAGCAUUGAAGGCCCUGAAGGAGGCCGGCGUCUCUUCUGUUCUGAUCAACCCCAACAUUGCGACCAUUCAAACGAAUCACUUUAUUGCUGAUGAGAUCUAUUACCUGCCGGUUACUCCUGAAUAUGUCACGUACGUUAUCGAGCGCGAGAGACCCGAUGGCAUUUUCCUCUCUUUCGGUGGGCAAACGGCCCUGAACUUGGGUGUUCAAAUGCAGAAAAUGGGUAUCUUUGAGAAAUAUGGCGUCAAGGUUCUCGGAACCAGUGUCCGAACCCUCGAGCUCUCCGAGGACCGUGAUCUCUUCGCCAGGGCUUUGGACGAGAUCAACAUCCCCAUCGCGAAAUCGAUCGCCGUCAACACGAUCGAGGAAGCACUGGACGCCGCUAAUCAAAUUGGGUACCCGAUUAUCGUCAGAGCUGCGUACGCCCUGGGAGGUCUCGGAUCCGGUUUCGCCAACAACGAGGAGGAGCUCCGCAACAUGGCUGCUCGCUCAUUGACGCUGUCCCCGCAAAUUCUGGUCGAGAAGUCUCUCAAGGGCUGGAAAGAGGUCGAAUACGAGGUCGUGCGAGACGCAAACAACAACUGCAUUACUGUAUGCAACAUGGAGAACUUCGACCCCUUGGGCAUUCACACAGGCGACAGUAUUGUCGUUGCGCCCAGUCAGACACUAAGCGACGAGGAAUAUCACAUGCUCCGUUCGGCAGCCAUCAAGAUUGUUCGCCACCUGGGUGUCGUUGGCGAGUGCAACGUCCAAUACGCACUGCAACCAGAUGGCCUGGACUACCGAGUAAUUGAGGUGAACGCUCGUCUCUCUCGGUCGUCUGCUCUUGCAUCCAAGGCCACUGGUUAUCCUCUUGCCUACACGGCUGCCAAGAUCGGUCUUGGACACAGCUUGCCUGAGCUUCCCAACGCCGUGACCAAGACAACCACCGCGAACUUUGAGCCUUCCCUCGACUACAUUGUCACCAAGAUCCCUCGGUGGGAUCUUGCCAAGUUCCAACAUGUGAAGCGCGAUAUCGGGAGCUCGAUGAAGUCUGUUGGAGAGGUCAUGGCUAUCGGCCGAACCUUUGAGGAGUCUUUCCAGAAGGCAAUCCGUCAGGUCGACCCCAAGUUCGUUGGUUUCCAGGGUGACAAGUUCGAGGACCUGGACUUUGAGCUCCAGAACCCCACGGACCGCCGAUGGCUCGCUGUCGGUCAAGCCAUGCUCCACGAGAACUACUCCGUUGAUAAGGUGCACAGUCUUACGAAGAUCGACAAGUGGUUUCUGCACAAGCUGCAGAACAUCGUCGACAUGACCAAGGAGCUUCAGGCGAUCGGUAGCCUUGACGGUCUGAAGAAGGAUCUUGUGCAAAAGGCCAAGAAAUUGGGUUUCUCGGACAGGCAAAUCGCGAACGCUGUCAACAGCACUGAGGACAAGGUGCGGAGUCUUCGUCUGGAGUACGGCAUCAGGCCGUGGGUCAAGAAGAUCGACACUCUCGCAGCUGAGUUCCCUGCGGACACAAACUACCUCUACACCACUUACAACGCCUCGAGCCACGAUGUCACAUUUGAAGACAAGGGCACUAUUAUUCUGGGCAGUGGAGUGUACCGUAUCGGUAGCUCUGUGGAGUUCGAUUGGUGUGCUGUGAGCUGCACGAAGGCGCUCCGCGACCUGGGACAUAAGACUGUGAUGAUCAAUGUAAGUUUGCUCUUUUCUUCUUUUCAAUUUUUGGACACGAUCAACGUCCGCGCUUUCCGCCACGACCAACCGCCAGCUGCCAAAUCGGUGGCACCUUCUGCCAAAUUAGACGAUUUCUGUCAGUUUUCGAGGCCACCUUCCGUCAACCAUGGACCGCAACUGCCAGAUGGCGCCUUUGGGCCCUCACUUGAUGUCUGA